Dunckerocampus dactyliophorus (ringed pipefish) is the source of this 4995-nucleotide messenger RNA. Its product is annotated as G-protein coupled receptor 22-like. The transcript has 3 exons. Gene Ontology annotation, cellular component: membrane. Gene Ontology annotation, molecular function: G protein-coupled receptor activity; peptide binding. Lineage: Eukaryota; Metazoa; Chordata; Actinopteri; Syngnathiformes; Syngnathidae. The record is from RefSeq and is a predicted model, not a curated record. Gene Ontology annotation, biological process: G protein-coupled receptor signaling pathway. The coding region runs from base 1023 to 2369 and encodes 448 amino acids.
ACCAGGAGUGUGAUGGUUUGCACUCCCAUCCAGACAGCCAAGGGAGGGUAGCCCAGCAGAGAGAGAGGAUGAGGAGUAUUCACACACUCGACUGCAUGGAUGGAUGAGAGAAGGAGGAUCCCACCACGGUCCCUCUGGUCUCCUGUCACUGACUCAAGAAAGGAAAUGUGGAUUACGGCAUGAGCUAAACCAGGCGACUGACCUGGAUUGUCACAGCAUUGGAGGAUGGAGAAGGGGGACAGCGUGGUUUUGUGGAACAUCUGUGUUUAACCAGCAUGGUGGCCGGCUAAGAAAGCUUGAAGGACGACGAGCCUCGCUGUGAAAAUCCCAUUCCCUUUGAACUCACGUCCACUUCCCCCCAGGGAUGACCUUCUCUUGAAUUCCUCUAUCAAUCUGUCCCACUCUCUCCUCCAUGAGAGAUAAAUUCUGCUAUCACAAGUGUCAUGGUGGUCACACGCCACGCUGAUUGGAUGUGCAUGUGCUCCGCUAAUCUGCUGCACUCACGCAAUCUCCUGUGAUUGACUGUUGAAGCAUGUUGAGGGGCAAAACCGGGAGACCUGUGCUGGAUGUGCGAGUCAAAGCCAGCUGGAAUCGAGCGUAUGGCUAGAAGAGGACGACUGUGAAUGCUUGCUCCUUUUGUGCUCCUGGGGAAGGCAUGGACCAGGACGCUGACCACUUGUGCACAGAUUACGAACAUGGUGGAGGUGGAUCAAUCGGUGGAUGACUGACAAAACUCUUGGAAUAAUACAACUCAUGGAUAUAACUCUUCUUUUCAUAUUCUUAAACCUGCUUUGGAUCUCAGUGUUUUUGUUCCUGCUUAUCUCUCCUGGAUGGGAAUAUCAUGAUACAGUAAAAAGCAGGAUCAGUUCUUUCCGUCAGUCCACAAGAAGUCUUUAAGUUGUCGCUUUCUUGCUUAGCUGCAAAACAGGUGAAUCUCUUCUAAGGCUAUGUUUGGAUACGAUGCUACUCCCGACGGAUUCCACAUGGACUCAAUGGCCUAAUUCCACUACCCUGCCAUUCAGAUGGCAGUGCUGGAGGGGUAUGAAGGGAUAAUGCAUAUCAUCUCCUGCCCAAAGGAAGAAGCCACGAUGAGCAACGUCACAGUCACAGACAACACCGAGCCCAUCACCCACACCAUGAGUCCGGCGACCCCCAGCCCGUACAGCUACCCGGUUAGUUUCCAGGUCUCCAUCACGGGAUUCCUCAUGUUGGAGAUCCUCCUGGGCCUGAGCUCCAACCUCACUGUGCUGGCCCUCUAUUGCAUGAAGUCCAACCUCAUCAGUUCCGUCAGCAACAUAGUCACCAUGAACCUCCAUGUUUUGGACGUGCUGGUUUGCGUUUGCUGCAUUCCGCUCACCAUUGUGGUGGUCCUGCUCUCGCUGGAGGGGGACACCGGGCUGGUGAGCUGCUUCCAUGAGGCCUGCAUCUCUUUCGCCAGCGUCGCCACGGCUGCCAACGUGCUCGCCAUCACUUUGGACCGCUACGAUAUCUCCGUCAAACCAGCCAACCGGGUUCUGACCAUGCGGCGAGCCCUGGCACUAAUGGCCGCCAUAUGGGUACUAUCUUUUUUCAGCUUUUUGGUGCCCUUCAUUGAGGUGGGCUUCUUUGCACAGGACCGUGCUGAGCUCAACCAGACCCUUCUGGAGAAUGUAGUCCACUCUAACCAGUACUACACAGAACUUGGCCUCUAUUACCACCUGUUGGCUCAGAUUCCCAUAUUCUUCUUCACGGCCGUGGUCAUGCUCAUUACCUACUCCAAAAUCCUGCAGGCACUCAACAUCCGCAUUGGCACGCGCUUCCACACCUCUCAGAAGAAGAAAGUGCGCAGAAAAAAGCGUCCCUCCAUGACGGCCAUGACGACGCAGCAGGAGGCCACGGAUGCAUCCCAGAGCAGCAGCAGCCGCAACCCGACGCUGGGAAUGCGCACCUCAGUGUCUGUCAUCAUCGCCUUACGCAGGGCUGUGAAGCGCCACCGGGAAAGGCGGGAGCGCCAGAAAAGAGUCUUCAGGAUGUCCCUCCUGAUCGUGUCCACCUUCCUGCUGUGCUGGACACCCAUCACAGUGCUCAACACCGUCAUCCUCAGCGUGGGCCCCAGCGACCUGAUGGUCAAGUUGAGACUGGGCUUUCUGGUCAUGGCUUACGGGACCACCAUUUUUCACCCACUACUCUAUGCCUUCACCAGGCAGAAGUUCCAGAAGGUCCUGAAAAGCAAGAUGAAGAAGAGGGUGGUGUCCAUCAUCGAAGCUGACCCCACCCCCAAUAAUGCCAUCAUUCACAACUCCUGGAUUGACCCAAAGAGGAAUAAAAAGGUGACUUUUGAGGACAAGGACGCCCAUCAGAAAUGUCUGUCUUCUGAGGAUGUGGAGUGAGGGAGCUCUUUUAGGGCUUAGUGUAAAGAAAAAGCAGCUAUUUAAUUUUUAAAAGGGAAAAUGUUCAUCCAAAGCCGUCAUGUAAUGAUGAAGUGCAAUAGAAUUUACAGAAAGCUGGGUAAUUUAUUACUAUUUAUUGAUAGGUUUGAUAGAUAGGAUAUAUACUGUACUGUAGGUAUUGCAUGGCUUUUUGUAACUUACAGCACAUUGUGUAUAAACAUGAUACCACUUAGUCAGGGAAGUAGUUAUGUAUAUGUAUAUUUAUAAUAAAUUUGCUGUCCACUCACCUAAAGCAAUUUCCUACUGCCCCCAUCCCUACAAGUAAAGUGUGUUGUGACUCUCUAACAGCUGUGAGAUUACUGUCAUCCAUCACCGUGCCACUUGCUGUGACACUAGACCCCUGCAGACCCCAGAGACCAUUGACCUUAUUGCCUGGGAGGGGGGUUUGCACAUGCUGAAAUGAAAUUGUAGGUAUUAGGACGCAACACGGACAUAAAACCAGUAGGCAAGGAAGAUUUAUGGCAAGGCUACUGCUUAACAAGGAUAGACGCUCCAAACUAUUUAAUAUCAACAGUUGCCUUGUGACUGGUGAAAAUGUCAUUAUCUUUCUUAUUUUAAGUGUGUCUCAAAUUUUAGUAUGUACUGCUUAAGAUAAGCAAAUUGGUCGAACAUAGUAAGAAACAAAAUAUUUUGGUAAUUGAAAAUAAGUACUUUUCACCUUUUUUUCAUAUGUUUAAUCUUGCUUACAUGUCAGUUUUUGCAGUGCAUUUCACCUAUUGUGUAUUCGUCUUUUUUUAUGUUCUCUUAACACAACUUGUUGAGGUUGUUCCUUCUUUUGGAAAAAGUCAAAGAAAAAGAAAAAAAACGCAGUUAAAGGUUCUGUAUUUUACUGGUCCCACAAUAGUGUAUUGGAAGUGCGUUGUCCAAAAUCUAGCCUUGACAUUGGAAUUUAGACAGUUUAAAAAAGUGCUUUUAAUAAGACCUACUAGGAACACACCUUUGUGUGUCUGCAGCUUUAAUGCUAAUGAGUUGUGUUUGUCCAAAUGUGUCUCAUAUACACUGUAACUCUGCACUUGUCCAACAAAAUAGAUGCCAUAUAUCACAUACAACAACCUAACAUUAAGGAGUGGGACAGGAGGACACAAGCGUUAGCAACACUAGCAUAGCUAUGUGACCUACAGUGUUAACAUUAUGGUCCCAUUUUAACAGCAACAUCAUGCUAAGUUAGCCAUUCGCUGAAGAAAAACUAAAUGAUCAAACUCAUAGCUCCCACGACUGUAGCUGCCUGACGGAUAGUUGGCAGAGCUCCGGGCUUUGUUGUAAGGCCAUAUCAUGACAAUGAGAGGGGAGGUUUUAAGAGUGUUGUGGGCCUCUUGUCUCAAAAGUGGAGCAAAUAAUAGAGGGAGGUGAUAGAUUCUUCUCACGUUUGGUGCUCACGGGUCUGAAAUGGUCUCCAAAUGUCAUAAUCUGUCCUUAGCUGAACCAUGAUUUCAAACCUCCAUUAAAAAACUGUCUAGAUAAUGAAUGUUUACCCACUAAUGAGAAUGGAAGGAACUAUUGAAAAUGUUUGUACUUUCACAAUACAUACUUGCCAUAAAGGCACAUCUCACAGGCCUAAUAAAAGACUCCUUUUACACUACACCGUAACAGAUAAUGACGCUCCUUCAUUUGUUUUUCCAAGCUAUAAGCACGCCUCAGGGUGGCUACUACUGUUGGUAAUGCAGCAAAUUAACAGGAAUAAUGUAUUUAUCAAGCUGUGGAUGAUUUACAGUGGUUAAAAACUGCAUCUUGAAUACAAUCUACCGAGUGCUCGAAUAGUAGAUGCAGUGUUGCAAUAAAUUUGCAUGUGAUUCCUUGUUCUGUGGGCCGCACGGUGGACGAGUGGUUAGCAUGUUGGCCACACAGUCAGGAGAUCUCCAAGAUCUGGGUUUGAAUCUCCGUUGGGCAUCUCUGUGUGGAGUUUGCAUGCUCUCCCCGUGCAUGCGUGGGUUUUCUGAAUGUGAGUCUGAAUGGUUGUUUGUCUAUAUGUGCCCUGUGAUUGGCCGGGGACCAGUCCAGGGUGUACCCCGCGUCUCGCUGGGAUAGGCUUCAGCAUACCCGCAAUCCUAAUGAGGAUAAGCGGUAUAGAAAAUGGAUGGAUCCUUGCUCUGUUAGCCUUGGGACAGUACAGGGAUCAAGGAUGACAUGUAGUCAUACAUGACAUACACAUUAAUACAGUGUAUACAUGGCAGUAACAAGCUUAUUAGACCUUUCCUGGCGCUACAGGAGAAAAUUGAAGAGCACUCUUUAGAUUCUGGGAGCGCUGGGCUUAUCAGUGCGAUUACACAACAUCCAUCAGAUGCUUCUCCGGUGUGUGUCUGUGCAACAGCUAGGGCCGAUAUGAGAAUAUUGAUGCAGCCGAGGUUCUUUAUGACGGCGCUGUUAACCGGCACGGUGGAUGUCAUGGUGCCUGGAGGGUACACGCCUCUGAUCGAGAGGGGCGAUGUGGAUGACAGCCAGCCAGCGAUUAGCCGACGGGGGAGGGCGAGAUGACCUCCGCAAGACCCCUUUGACAAAUUUGACGAGCGCAUGAAUUAAAAGGCGAUCUGCUGGAGGUAUCAGUAUGCAGAUGAUUCAUUCGUCCUCC